GGCGAGCCGACUAGAUCUUCCGGCGUUGUGUAUUGUUUCUGAGCCGCUUGUUGUCUAUUUGGAAACUUCAGCCUUUGGGACUUGAUGCUUUAACUUUUAACAGAAGAAAGAUGGUGCCAUCUGAAUGCAUUUGGUGGCCUUGGUUUUCCCAUCAAUAUAAUUCUUUCAUGGCAAUUGACAGACCGUACCUCUUCCCACCAUGUGACAGGACAUCUGAAUUGCUUUGAUUUUUUUUCAAUUAAUUUCCAGAAAGCUGAAGAACAAGUCUAUUUGUUUAGCUGUGAACUUGCAAUAAGCUGGUACAAUGAGCAAUAGAAGGAAACGUACAGCCCCAGUGCGGGUUGAUGAAGAAACAAAGAAACAGCUAAGCUGGAAUAUGUGUGAUGAUUUGAGGGAUCUCCAUCCGCUUGCUCUAUCAGAUGACAGCAAUAACCCCUCAGUGAUGAGCUCGGGUCUCCCAGGAGACAGAGAGACAAACCUCUUCCUGCCUAGCAGUUUGAAACUGGACGAGCCAUUUAAUGUCUCUGUUGUGACUCAGGUUGAGGGUGGAGAAGGUCUUUUGCCAUCAAGUACCACCACUCAGAUCAGUCUUAUUAUCUCGUCAGGCCACUCGGGUGAAAAGUGGCGAGUACUGCUGGACGAGUUUACCCUCCAACUUCCACCAGGGCAAGCAUUUCCAGAGGAACUGUGGUUUCUUAGCAUCAGCUUGAUGAAGAACAGUACUGAUGAUGAGCUGCGAAUCUCAGUCAACAGGAAAUGUGAUUCUGAGAGUGAUGGCAAUGAAGAAUUCAUGAGCUGUGUAAGAACUUCACUCAAUUACAAUGUGCUGGAGGAUAUAACGUGGCUUCAGAAAAAGAAUGUAAUUGGAUUGUUCCAAAACAAAAUUGAAGACUGUCAAACACUGAAGAUUGGUAUAUAUCUUCUUGAGUCUGGUUUGGGAAAACCAGAGUUCCUGAGUGAAGGAAGCUCCAGGAUGAAAAAGACAAAUGCAUUGAUGCAGAAACUCAUGGAAUAUUUUUAUGACUUAACAAUUCCAGAAAACUCAAACAUCACAGAAGAAGCUGAUAAAGAACGUGAAAGGGAGAACAUUGAAGAGCUUUAUGAUUUUGUACGGCAUGCGCACCAGCAAGAAACUCUGUACAUUGAGAAAGUUCAACACCCUUUGCUUGUCCCAACCCUUCGAGCGUAUCAGUGCCAGGCUGUCAGUUGGAUGCUUCAGAGAGAACAGUGUAGUGCUGGCCCUUCUUCGAGCAAUAAUGCCCUCCAUUUGUUAUGGAAAGAAGUCAAGACAAAGGAUGAGAAGAAAAUAUAUUACAAUCCAUACACUGGCUGCAUUAUUCGUGAGCACCCUCUGCCGAGUGCUGAUUGGCCUGGAGGAAUCCUUGCCGAUGAGAUGGGUCUGGGGAAAACUGUGGAAAUGCUGGCGCUCAUUUUGACUCACACACGUAAAGAAAUGAAACUAGACUCUCUGUCACUCCCAGAGGGGACAUCAGUAAAUUACUACAUGCCGCCUCCACUACCUGCAGCCUCUGACAAAGCAAUUAAGCAGAAAGUUGAUGUCAAACCAAAGGAAAAGGCAAACUAUCCUAGCCUAAGAAAAAUGCUAAUUACUGCAAUAAAGGAAAUGAAGGUGAAGAAGGCAAUUUCUGUCAGUGCAAUGUAUAAAUACAUCACUGCCACCUACAAGUAUGAUAUUCAGCGAAAUCGCCACCUAAUCAGGAAGACUUUAGCCAAACUUAUUGCAGAACAAAUGAUCGAACAAGUGAAAGGUCAUGGAUUAGCUGGGUCUUUUCGAAUAGGAAAGAAUUACAAAGAAGAAGUGAAAAGAAAUGGAUCAGAAAAACAGAAACCAAGCCCUGUGAAAAAUGUGAUGCAUGUAUUUCCAAAUAAUGAUCAAGAGGUGAAAAGAGAAGAAGGCAACAACAUUCUGAAUGCAACAGUCUCUGGCAACCCUUUGACAAAUGAAUCCUUUAUGUGUCUCCUGGAAAAUGAAAAAGGCGAUUGUGGGGAAACUAAGCAACACCAGAAUUUGGAAAAUCUACCAGUAACCUCCCAGAAUUUUGAUUCUAUACAUGAGGUUCCUAAUGGACAGUUCGAGAGGAUUCCAUCUGGACAAGGGAGCAUGGAGAAUACUGGAAUUAAUCCUCUGCAGCUGACAAUAAAUGAUAAAAGUUGCCCAGAUGGCCUCCAGAGAGAUUCUCAAGGAGAUCUGGGUGUACUAAAUCACUCUAAAGCCCCCCUUGCCUGUAACAAUUCAAAGAGUCAUUUUGAAUGUAUCUGUGGAGAAAGUGGACUGGCUGAUUAUAAAGCGCGGGUGCAGUGUCUGAAGUGCCACUUAUGGCAGCAUGCUUCAUGUGUAAAUUAUAAGGAAGAAGACAUAAAGGUCAGGCCGUUCUACUGCCCACACUGUCUUGUCACAAUGCAGCCUGUGCCGACAUCUGCAACCCUCAUCAUCUCACCCAGUUCGAUUUGCCAUCAAUGGGUGGAUGAAAUUAAUAGGCAUGUGAGGUCGUCUUCCAUUUCCAUCUUGAUUUACCAAGGUGUGAAGAGACAUGGCUUUAUCCAACCUCAUGCACUGGCAAAGCAUGAGAUAGUCAUUACAACCUAUGACGUACUCCGAUCAGAGCUAAAUUAUGUCGAUAUUCCCCACAGCAACAGUGAUGAUGGACGCCGAUUACGCAAAGAGAAGCGCUACAUGGCAAUCCCAAGCCCGUUGGUUGCAGUAGAAUGGUGGAGAAUCUGUCUGGAUGAGGCUCAAAUGGUGGAAUGUGCCACUGCCAAGGCUGCAGAAAUGUGUCUACGAUUAAGUGCCAUCAACCGUUGGUGUGUCACAGGAACUCCAGUCCAAAGGAGCUUAGAAGACCUGUAUGGAUUAGUUUUGUUUUUGGGUGUAGACCCAUACUGGGUUAAACACUGGUGGGAGCAACUUCUAUAUCAACCUUACUGCAGGAAGAAUCCAAUUCCAAUGUACACCCUUAUCGCAAAGAUCAUGUGGAGAACGGCAAAAAAAGAUGUGCUUGAUCAGAUCCAGAUCCCACCUCAGACCGAGGAAGUUCACUGGCUACGAUUUUCACCAGUAGAAAGACACUUUUACCAUCGGCAGCAUGAGAUUUGCUCCCAGGAUGCACUGCAAAAGCUGAGGAAGAUUUUCGAUUGGAAUACCAAGUUGAGCAGUCUGGACAGGCGGACAGUUAGUUCCAUUCUGUAUCCCUUGCUGAGAUUAAGACAAGCAUGCUGUCACCCACAGGCUGUACGAGGAGAGUUCCUCCCACUGCAGAAGAGUACCAUGACAAUGGAGGAACUCCUAAAGUCUCUUCAGAAAAAAUGUUGUACAGAAUGUGAAGAGGCUCAUCGGCAGCUAGUGUGUGCUCUUAAUGGAUUGGCUGGCAUUCAUAUUAUCAGAGGUGAAUUUGUAACAGCAGUUGAAUAUUACAGAGAAGUUCUGCGUUCAUCCGAAGAGCAUAAAGGCAAACUUCAAACAGACUCUUUACAGCGCCUCCACGCUACUCACAAUCUUAUUGAGCUCCUGGAGGCAAAUCACCCAGGGAUCCCUCCAACCCUUCGUGAUCACAAGCUUCGGGAAGAAGCUGAACAGCUUAGACAGCAUUACAUGAAUAAAUCAGAUUUGGAAGUUUCUGCCGCACGUCAAGCUUUGCCACCAGUUCAGCAAAACAUCCGUGAACUACAGCGCAAGAUUCGCUCUGGGGCUCCCUGGUGGCUUGGUAUCAUUGAGUGUGUACAGCAGGCUGCUCUGGCUGAUGAGCUUGUGACAAGGGUACGAAAUGAAAUCUCAUGUAACUACAAACAGCAACCUAACAAACUCUCCAUGGCUGAAAAGUUCCAGGAUUGCAGAGGCCUGCAGUUUUUGCUGACUGUGCAAAUGGAAGAAUUGAAGAAAUCACAGAAGACAGUGCAGGACUCUGUUAAGAAUCUGGAGAACCCUCCAUCACAAGAAGAAAUUCGACUCGCCACAGUGUGUCAUCUUCGCCCUGUCCGAUUUCCCCUAAACAAUUGCCAGUUCUGUAAAGCAGAUGAGCUAUUCACAGAGUAUGAAUCCAAGUUGUUCUCGCAUAGUGUUAAGGGGCAGAAAGCAAUCUUCGAAGAGAUGAUUGAAGACGACGAGGGCCUGGUUGACGAACGUUUGCCAACCACAAGUCGUGGGCUGUGGGCUGCAAGUGAGACUGAACGUGCUUUAAAAGCCAUCUUAGCUUUUGGGAAGGCGCACCGAAUUGAUACCUUACUAAUAGAAGAAGGGAACAUCUUUAUGGAACUGUUUGAGUUGUGGAAAAAAGAAUACAAGUUGCUCCAUGAAUAUUGGAUGGCACUACGCAAUCGGGUUUCUGCCAUUGAUGAAUUAGCCAUGGCAACUGAGCGCUUUCAAGUGCGUCUUCCAGAUGAGCCCAAGCCAAAUCUUCCUGUUCUUCAUAUCAUUGAGUCACAUGAGGUGGAACAAAAUCGAAUAAAGCUUCUAAAUGACAAAGCUGUAGCCACAUCACAAUUACAAAAGAAGCUUGGUCAAAUGCUCUACCUCACAAAUUUGGAGAAGUCUCAGGAUCCAUCAACAGGCAGUGUCAAUCCAGAUCCCUGUCCUAUCUGUUCACGGCAAUUAGGGCAGCAGUGGGCUGUACUGACUUGUGGACACUGCUUUUGUAAUGACUGCAUAGCCAUUAUAAUAGAACAGUACAGUAUUGGUGCUCGGCGAAGUGCUAUCAAGUGUGCAAUUUGCAGACAAACUACAGCACACAAAGAAGUCUCUUAUGUAUUCACAACUGAGGCUGCAAGCAAAGAAGACGAAUUUCCCAUUAAGGGUAGCCAUUCUACCAAAGUGGAGGCUGUGCUUAGGACAUUGAAAAAAAUCCAGCGGAAGGAGCCUGAAGCUAAGGCCUUGGUCUUCUCUGCGUGGCAGGAUGUGUUGGAUAUAAUUGGGAAAGCCUUGUUGGACAAUAACAUGGAUUUUGUUCAGAUCAAUGGAUUUCACAGGUUCCAGGAGAAUCUGUCAGCUUUUAAAUACGAUUCCAAGAUCAACAUUUUGCUACUGCCUCUGCAUACAGCAUCGAAUGGCUUAAACAUCAUUGAAGCUACCUAUGUACUGUUGGUGGAACCUAUUUUAAAUCUUGCUCAUGAGCUACAAGCAAUAGGGAGAGUGCAUCGUAUUGGGCAAACAAAGGCAACUGUUGUUCAUAGAUUUCUAAUUAAAGGAACAAUAGAGGAGAGGAUGCAAAGUAUGCUUAAAAGUACUGAGAAAAGUCACAACAAGUCUAUGAUUGUACAGUCGGAAGCAUCUGCCCUGACUGUGGGGGACCUGGCAGAUCUCUUCUCAGAGGAAGAGCGGACUACUGAUGAAUGAACAAGGAUUAUCAAUGUAUACACUGAAGAUGAAUAACAUACGCCCUCUGCUUUAUUACCUUCUAUGGAGUCUGAACAUUAUACAGAAAAGGGCUUGAGCUUCACUUGGACAAUAGGGAAAUGUAAACAGAUCAGAACCAGUGAUGUAAUCAUAUUAAGGCACAAGAAAUUCUACUCGUGUUUAUCAAUAAGCCCAAAUUGUGGAAUGUUAAAUAUAAUAGGGAAUGACUAGUAAGAUGUUCAAUGCUGUGUGAAGGACCAAGGUCAGGUUUGAAACAUUGAAUCAGAAUGGGAACAGUCGAACAAUGAAACAGUUGGCUCAAAGUUUGCUAUAGCGGGACAUUAAUGGCAUCUGCCAUUUGUUAGAUACACUCCUGCAUCAUUCAGCACAAAACACUUCUGUCCACUAAAUUGCUAGAAAUGCAAGCUGAUAAUGGUGUACUAAGAGAAAUAGGGUCCUGAAUGAACAGGGCCUCUGCUUAAUGAAUCGGCUGUAUAACUGGGAAAUAAACAUAGGAAGAAUUGCAGAAGCCAUGUAAAUUAAAAGGUAAAUUCAUUGUUAAAUUAGGUACAAAAGAGAAAUAUAAGGAAAGAAGGAUUAGAUUGAGAGAGAGAAAAAAGGAGGCAAGGAAAGGAAGAAAAAACCUUAAUUUCAAAUAUGCAUUUUUACUAUUUUCUUCAAAUUUGUUACGCUUGAAGGGAUGAGAUUCCACUGGUAUUGGUUAAUUUUGGGUGCCAGAGAAGUAAAUUGGCAGCAAUUACCCCUUAACACAUUAACAGAUAUUUAUGUUUAAAAUCCAUAGAAUCCCUACAGUGUGGAAACAGGCCACUCGGCUCAACAAGUCCAUACCAACCCGCCGAUGAGCAGACCUGUCCCCUAACCCUGCGUUUCCCGUGGCUAACGCACCUAACCUACACAUCCUUGUACACUAUGGGUAAUAUAGCAUGGCCAAUCCACCUAACCUGCACAUCUUUGGACUGUGGGAGGCAAUCGGAC
Chiloscyllium plagiosum (whitespotted bambooshark) is the source of this 6343-nucleotide messenger RNA. RefSeq names its product SNF2 histone linker PHD RING helicase (gene shprh). The record is from RefSeq and is a predicted model, not a curated record. Gene Ontology annotation, biological process: DNA damage response; protein polyubiquitination; nucleosome assembly. Gene Ontology annotation, molecular function: DNA binding; ATP binding; ubiquitin protein ligase activity. Lineage: Eukaryota; Metazoa; Chordata; Chondrichthyes; Orectolobiformes; Hemiscylliidae. Gene Ontology annotation, cellular component: nucleus; nucleosome.